AUGGGGGUCAGCUGUUCGUGCUUCGAGCAAUUUUGGUAUCCUGGGCCGAGUGAGAGGAAAAUCAAAGCAAACUCCAGCUCGAGCUCAGAAUCAGAGGUGCUGGUCGUUGGUGCUGGGCUGGCAGGCUUGGCUUGUGCUCUGCGGCUGCAGGACUACGGCGUCCGGGUGCGUGUGCUAGAGGCACGUGGCCUUGUCGGCGGCAGGGCAUCGCGCGGCGGUGCCGAUUGGGUGCAUGGACAGCAUGUCACAACUUGGAAAUAUCUCAAGCGGUUCAAUAUGCAAACGGACGGCUCAGCCAACGGUUGGGCAACGAAUGUCCCAGGUGGACCCGAGUGCUGGGUUUAUGUUGACGGAAAACUUCGUGGGCCCGACCAGGUACACACCGAACCGAACAGACUAUUCUUUGAUAAAUUUGCGGAUGCAGUAGAGGAGUGGAUUGAAGCCGGGCGCGAGGAUGUCAGCAUGCAGGCGCUUGCAGAUCGUGUCUUCGAACAUCCCCCAACAGAUGAUGAGCGGAGGCUCAUGGAAGGGAUGAUGGCCGAAUGGCAUGCAGCAGACCUCGCUGACGUGGGUGUCUAUGAGGAUGACCUGUACAGCGAUCGCAUCAAGGCACUGGCGAAAGCACGACCCAGCCUUCUGGACGAGGAUGGAGAUGAGGAGCACUGGAAGAUCGUGGGUGGGCAUCAGGGCUUGGCGGAAAAGAUGGCAAAAGACUUAGACUUGAGUUUAUCGACGGUCGUUCGCAAGGUGGAGUGGGCUGGAAAGAGGGUGUGCGUGGAGUGUCAGGGCUCAGAGGCUUCUUUUGCAGCACGUGCCGCUGUGAUCACCGUGCCGCUGGCAUGUAUUCCAGACAUCACCUUCGAUCCCCAGCUGCCCGAGGGCAAGAGGCUGGCGGUAGAGCGGCUUGGCCGAGGGGUAACUACGACGGUCUAUUUGAACUUCAAAGAAAGCUUCUGGCCCGACCGUAUGGCUUUUCUCUUCCAUUCUAUGUCUUCUCAGGUGUUUUGGCCUGGACGGAACAAAAGAGUCCUCACGGCUUACUUCGGAGGACGGACAGCUAACGAACAUCUCCUCGGCAUGAGUGAUGCAGAGAUGACCGGAGAAAUCCUGCGCCAGCUCAGUGUGAUCUUCGACAAGCCCAUGUUGGAGCUGAAUGCUCUGUUCCUGAAGAGCGAAGUCCACCGAUGGGACAACGAUCCCUUUGCAAAGAUGGCCUACUCGUACUGCCCGGUCGGCACUGCACACCUCCGAAGUGCCUUGGGGGAUGCUUGCGGAAAUCUUUUCUGGGCCGGGGAAGCCACCCACCCCACCAAGGGCAGCUUUGCACAUGGCGCGCUGGAAGAAGGCGAGCUCGCAGCGGAGGAGGUCUUGGCGCACCUCGGGAUCCAGGUUUGA
This is a messenger RNA of Symbiodinium sp. CCMP2456, 1395 nucleotides long. NCBI's taxonomy places the organism in Eukaryota, Dinophyceae, Suessiales, Symbiodiniaceae. The record is from the annotation of a GenBank genome assembly.